AAAAAGGGGAAACAAAGGAAAGUCUAUAGCUCACAUUAUUCCUUGCUUUUAAUCAUAGGUGUGUUGGGAGCAGUUGGUGUGUCUACAGAUUGGGUUUUUAAUUUGUGGGGUCAACAUUCACUAUCAAAAUCAUCUCAGUGCCCAUUUUAUUUUAAUGUAGUCUUUUGCAUAAAAUCACCCUACAGGUACUUCUCAUCCACAUAUCCCCCAAAAAUCAACUCAUAUUUCUCUAGUUGACUGUUAUCAAGCAAGAAUUUCACCAUGCUCAUUAGUCUAGUUUAAGAAUUCUGUCAUUUUAGGUGUAAAAAAUAAGGAAGUCAGAUUUGUUGAAAGGGUUAUUUAACCAACAAAUUUCCUUGAGAAAUACAACCCAUUAGAAAACCUUGAAGUGGUUUUGCCUCUGAUGGGUACAAUUUUUGAUUGAUAAACUAAGGUCAAUGCUCUCAUGUCACAACCAUUUGCUAAAACCAGCCCAGGUCCAACUUCAUUUUAUAUAUGUUUUAUUAUUAUUAUUAUUAUUUUGUUUUUAUCCUCUCUUAGCUUUUAAUAUCUCAGAUGAACUGGCAGAAACAGUAAAGAAAGAAACCUUCGAGGUUUCUGUUUCAGUCUUCCAUUCUAUUGUUGCUUAUAAGAUGCAGGUUUUAAGUAGAGAGAGAAACCAUAUUUAAUACACAUGGGCUUGCCAGGAACCUGGAUUUCAUUGCCUUCCUUCCAUUUAAUUCCAUCUGAAUUUCUACCUUAGAGAGAUGUGAAGGAAGAAAGGCAGUUCAAAGUGCCCAUCUUGAGCCUUGCCUAAUUCAAUUUCUUCAUUUCCUCUAAGCAGAAGCCUAAAGAGAAGCACCCAAUUCUCUGGUCUUCAGAUCUCUCUCUCUCUCUCUCUCUCUCUCUCUCUCCCUUUAUCAUCUGCAAAUUCUCAUAUUUCUCUCCUUGGAUUGUUUUCCAGAAUGAGAGACAUAGCUUCUUGUUUUGGCGAAUACUCAGUAAAUGUAUCAGAUUCUUCUUGUUCCAGCUAUUCAAACAAUGCUUGCCUCUCUCCAAGCUUGAUUCCUUCAAUCCAAAAUGCAGUCACCAGUGUCUACAAAAUCAACCUCUCUACUAAGAAAAAGCUCCUGAUCUCAGUCACCUGGUGCAAGAACCAGCUGGGUCAAGGCCUAAGUAUAAACUUGGGGGAUGACCCAUCUGCUGCUUUCAAACUCAACACAAAUUCUCGCUUAUUUAGAAAGAAAAAGGGCAACAAAUUGUUGGAAUCUGAUAAUUUGAAGAUUGAAGUCUUCUGGGAUCUCUCUAUAGCCAAAUAUAACACUGGGCCUGAACCUGUUGAAGGUUUCUAUGUCAUGGUCGUGGUUGAUUCAGAAAUAGGCCUCCUCCUUGGUGACAUGGCUGAAGAAGCUGCAACCAGGAAGCUCAAAAGUGGCACCCCAGUUGCCAAAGCCUCCCUAGUUUCACGGCGAGAGCAUUGCUCUGGCAACACCCUUUAUUCAACCAAGGCCCAAUUCUGCGAUACAGGGACUGCGCAUGACAUUCUGAUCAAGUGUAGCGGAGAAAAUGAAGGACUAAAGCAUCCAGUUCUAUCCGUUAGUAUUGAUAAGAAGGUGGUAAUUCGGGUAAAGAGGCUGCAGUGGAAUUUCCGGGGCAACCAGACAAUUUUUGUUGAUGGCUUGCUGGUUGAUCUAAUGUGGGAUGUUCAUGGCUGGUUCUUCAAUCCAGCAUCCGGUUACGCCGUAUUCAUGUUUCGGACGAGAAGUGGGAUGGACAGCAGGUUGUGGUUAGAGGAGAAGUUGUUGCAGAAAGACCAGGACAGACUUGAAUUCUCUUUGUUGAUCUAUGCCUGUAAGAGCUUAUAAAGAAACUGACUUAUUCAUGUUUGUUUUCUGGAUUCCUA
Molecule: messenger RNA, 1882 nt
Organism: Vitis riparia (riverbank grape)
Lineage: Eukaryota; Viridiplantae; Streptophyta; Magnoliopsida; Vitales; Vitaceae
Exons: 1
Coding region: 945-1844 (299 amino acids)
Source: RefSeq, a predicted model, not a curated record